Messenger RNA from Siniperca chuatsi (mandarin fish), 1074 nucleotides. RefSeq names its product small nuclear ribonucleoprotein polypeptide A' (gene snrpa1). The coding region runs from base 112 to 969 and encodes 285 amino acids. The transcript has 9 exons. NCBI's taxonomy places the organism in Eukaryota, Metazoa, Chordata, Actinopteri, Centrarchiformes, Sinipercidae. Gene Ontology annotation, cellular component: U2 snRNP. Gene Ontology annotation, molecular function: U2 snRNA binding; protein binding. Gene Ontology annotation, biological process: mRNA splicing, via spliceosome. The record is from RefSeq and is a predicted model, not a curated record.
UUUUAUCAGCGCAAGGUGAUCGAAGUCUUCGUUCUGUGCAACAGCGUGUUUGCAGCGUACGUUUUGCUACAAAAAUAAUACAACUUGGUAACGUCUGUUUUUGGCCUCGACAUGGUGAAGUUAUCUGCGGAGCUAAUUGAGCAAGCCGCUCAAUAUACCAACCCCGUGAGAGACAGAGAGUUGGAUUUACGAGGUUAUAAAAUCCCAGUGCUUGAAAAUCUUGGCGCUACUCUGGACCAGUUUGACACUAUUGACUUGUCUGAUAAUGAAGUCAGAAAACUGGAAGGCUUCCCUCUGCUCAAAAGACUGAGAACAUUGUUAAUGAACAACAACAGGAUUUGUCGCAUAGGUGAGACUCUGGAGCAAUCUCUGCCGAGUUUGACAGAACUGGUUCUCACAAACAACAACAUUCAGGAGCUGGGUGACUUGGACCCACUGGCCUCAGUGAAGACAUUGACCCUUCUCAGCUUGUUAAGGAAUCCUGUGACAAACAAGAAGCAUUACAGGCUCUAUGUCAUCAACAAAAUCCCACAGAUCCGUGUGCUUGACUUCCAGAAAGUAAAGCUCAAGGAACGGCAGGAGGCGGAGAAAAUGUUCAAGGGCAAACGAGGUGCUCAACUUGCAAAGGAUAUUGCCAGGCGAACGAAAACAUUCACUCCUGGAGUGGCAGCACAGCUGGAGAAGAAGAGGACAGGGCCGUCUCAAGCUGAUGUGGACGCCAUCAAGAAUGCCAUCGCUAAUGCUUCAUCAUUGGCAGAAGUGGAGAGGUUGAAAGGGAUGCUGCAGGCCGGUCAGAUCCCAGGCCGAGAUCUCAGACAAGGUCAAGGUGGGAUGGUGGAGGAGGAAGAGGGUGAUACUGCACAGAUGGAGCCACAUUUGGGUGGAGGCACUGGAGAGGAGAUGAAUGAAGGAGAGAAAAUGGAGGAUGAUGAAGACAUGGAUGUCGAGCCACAUGUUAAUGGCCCCUGAAAGCAUUUUUGUUUUUCCCCAUGUUGUAGAUUUCUUGUGUUGGACAUACAUUUACCCGGGCUGUUUUAUUUUAUAAAACAACAUACAUUAAACUGAUUUCUUAUA